UCCUGUAGUUGUAUUGUUCUCGAUUGGCUGCCGCAAUGUAAACCGGGAAUCUUUUAAAAGUAACUGGGUGUGUGCUGUCGUGUUUGUCCAGCCGACUAACUGACUCAGUCCAUUAACAUUUACUUGGCGACAUAUUCAGUAAUUUUGUUUAAUAUCUCAUGGAGCAAGAAGCCCGGGAAAAUGCUGGAACAAAGGAAACUGGAAAUGAGAUGAGAGAAAUCGUACUGGUUGAUACUGAGUCCUACGUCAACGUUGAAGUCGACGUGGAAAAUAACGACGGGAUUUCUGAAGUGGCACAUAAUGUGUCUGCUAUAACACAAGCUCUGUUUCAGAAUGAAGAUGAAGAUGAGAGUGCUGGUGAUGACAGUGGCACAGACCACUUCAAUACUGAAAAGUUGGGGACUCAGCUGCAGAGAUGUGAGCAUCAUGGAGGAGUGAAUUCGAGUCUUCCUGACACCUUCCAGACCAGCCAUCUGCUGUUCUAUGAGAGGUUCAAGGUGUAUCAGGACUACAUGCUUGGAGACUGUAAGCCCUCUGAGGUGAAGGCCUUUACAGCAGACUACCUGGAGAAGGUGGUGGAGCCAUGUGAUUGGUUGGCUCUGUGGUCCACUGAUGUCUUUGAUGUUUUGGUGGAGGUACAGGAUGUGGACUGGAAGGAUCUGACGGCUUGUGUGGUGCUAGUGCUACCUCUGCAAUGUGACACCAGAGGCUGUGAAGUCACUGAAGAAGCCAUGCAGUCUUUGCUUGAGGCCACUCAGCACAAAGUCCCUCUGCAGGAGGUGCAGGUGGUUUACGAGCAGUCUGGGGACUUUGAUCAAACUGCCCUCGCUCUUGAGCACCUAAGAUUUUUCUAUAAACACAUCUGGAGGCAGUGGGAUGAAGAAGAUGAAGAUGAUGACUUUGACUACUUUGUUCGUUGUGUGGAGCCUCGUCUCAGGCUUUACUAUGACAUCUUAGAGGACAGAGUCCCUGCAGGCCUGGUGGCAGAAUACCAGUCAUUACUGGAAAACUGCUCGCAAUGUUUUCAGCAGUUCUUGGUGCUUCGCAAUGGUCUAAGCACUGACUCAGACUCAGAGCUGGACAACAUAUCCAUGGUGGAGGGCCUAAAGCUCUAUGACCAGCUUGAGACACUGAAACGCAAGCUGCACAUCAUUGAGAACCCACUGUUGAGGUAUGUGCUGGGCUACAAAGGCAAUGCCAGGCAGCAGUGUGUGCAGAGCCGUGGGCUCAGGGCAUCAGGUAUGAAGGUGGUCCAUGUAGUGAUGGCCUACUGCAGUGUCAACCAGCUUCAGUCCCUCCUCAGUGACAGAUUGCUACCUCAGUGCUCCUCUGAUGAUACUGAGGUUCAGUUCCAUAGAGAUCCAAUAUCAGCAGUGGAUUCGUGCCAUCAUGGUGAUGUGGUCAUUGUUCUCCCAGGGGUCUACAAUGUCAGCAGCUCCAUCUUCAUACCAGACUCCAUCACUAUAGAGGGUUUUGGGCUUCCUGAUGAGGUGGUGAUUGAAAAGAAAAACAAGGGUGACUCUUUUGUGGAGUCCACAGGAGCUGAUGUCCGACUGUCAAACAUCAAGUUUAUCCAACACGAUGCUAUUGAGGGCAUAUUGUGUGUGCGUCAGGGGGCUCUGAACAUAAAGAACUGUGUGCUGCAGUGUGAGACCACUGGAGUUAUUGUUCGAACAUCGGCCCACCUCACCAUGAACAUGUGUGACCUUUAUGGCUCAAAGGGAGCUGGUGUGGAGAUUUACCCCGGUAGUGUUUGCAGUCUGGUUGGUAAUGGCAUCCAUCAUUGUAAGGAUGGGAUCCUCAUCAAGGACUUUGCUGAUGAACUGGAUGUGAUGCCAUCCAUUACCAUGGAGAACAAUGUGAUCCACUACAAUGAAGGCUAUGGGGUGAUCGUAGUAAAACCAAGCAACGCAGAACAACACAGAGUUCGUCAGGACAUGACAGAAGAACCUGCUGGACCGAUAGUUGACAAACAGCAGGAAUGUGUUUCUACAACAUCAACAUCAAACCUGCCCAGCAGCAGCUCAGCAGACGUUCUGCCUGAAUUAUUACAGAACCACAGCACAGCCUCCACCGUAGGCAGGAAGUGGCAGUUUAGUCGUCAGCUGAGCAGAAACAAGGAGACCUGCAGCCGAGCCGUGCAGGAUCCGAUUGACCAUCAGAUCUUUGUCUCCAUUCAGGGAAACCAGUUCAGACGUAACGGCAUGGGUGACUUUGGCACCUUUUUUUACUAACAGACAACAUCAGAACUUUUUUAUAGAAACUUUAGAACGUUUAAACUUUACAACACAUCACAUUUGCACAUCUUUUCAGAUCCUUCCAGUUUUGGAGCAGUAAGUAUUUAAUGUCAGCAUUCCAUUUUAGUUGAUUUCUUUACUUUGUCAUAAAACAAAUAUUCCUUUUGGCUCCAGACACAAUGUUUUAAAUGCAUUGUUCCUUUGUUUGUUCGUUCCUUCGUUAUUAGAAAUUCACUUGUCACUUUUGAUGCAGUUUUUGGUGGUUUUGACUUUACGUUUGGUGGCAUGCUAAAAGCAGUUAACCGCUGAUUAUUCUGAGUUCACACAAAUAGUUAUUUCUUUUGUUAUGGACACUUUUUUAAAAUGUUGAUUAUGGUGAUACAAAUGAGUCCAGUAUGUAACAUUUGAGGGAUCUGUUGGCAGAUGUGGAAUAUUAUAUACAGAACUUUGUUUUCAUAACUGUAAAGUAACCUGAAAAUAAGAAUUGUUGUUUUUGAUACCUUUUUAAAAUGGGACUUUUAUCCAACAGUGGAAGGGGUUUUGUUGCACCGCCAUGUUUCUAUAGUAGCCCAGAAAGGACAAACCAAACACUGGCUCUAGUUGGCUUUUUACGAGUUUCACAGUCACUGUCAUUUCUCUUUUGUGCUUGGAAUUAGAGGGUGAGGCAUGCAGUGUUCAGUUCAAUUUUGCAACCAGUAGAUGUUGCAGUAAGUUCUGCACACUGGACUUUUAUACUGCCACUCAUGAAAGUUGUAAAUAUAAUGAAUUUUAUGCAGAUGAAAAAUCAGUGUGAUAAUCCUAUCCUAUAAAGUGUGUUGUAAGCUGACUCAAGAGUUGAGUCAUGAGCUUUCAGGGCACCCCAUAAAUAAAGGGUAUGUCCUUCCUCAAUUCUGGCCUAUGGUCCUUGGCCCUUGGCCCAUGGUCCAUGUCUAUGCCUCUCCUUGCUUUGUCUGUUUUGUGCUCUUCUGUCAAAUAAAAAAGCAGUUAAUC
This is a messenger RNA of Larimichthys crocea (large yellow croaker), 3227 nucleotides long. It is a transcript of the gene shcbp1, whose product is annotated as SHC SH2-domain binding protein 1. Gene Ontology annotation, biological process: fibroblast growth factor receptor signaling pathway. The coding region runs from base 159 to 2234 and encodes 691 amino acids. The record is from RefSeq and is a predicted model, not a curated record. The transcript has 13 exons. Lineage: Eukaryota; Metazoa; Chordata; Actinopteri; Sciaenidae.